This is a messenger RNA of Menidia menidia (Atlantic silverside), 2613 nucleotides long. The record is from the annotation of a GenBank genome assembly. Lineage: Eukaryota; Metazoa; Chordata; Actinopteri; Atheriniformes; Atherinopsidae.
CACAGUGCACUAAACAUGGCUGACAAAGAGAACACAGCAAUGGAAGUCGAUAAGGGAAGGAGUAAAGCUUUUGAUAAACACGUUAAGCCACAGCUCGACAGCGUUGCCCAAAGAACUGACAACAAGGGCAGACCGGAAGACAAGAAAGGCCACGCUGAAAGCUGUGCCACAGCGGAAUACUGCGAGAGGCUGCAGGCAUGGAUGUGGCAGUAUUACACUGGAUAUGUCAACUGGCAAAGCUGGCUGGCAGCGUCAGCCAUGUCCUGCCCUUAUUAUGUCCAGCCUCCCAGCGGAACCGCAGUUGAAAUCAAUUCCCAUAACUGGCUAAACAGUCCGUUUAGUCUCCCGCUGUCGCCUUACUCCCAUGCGGCCACCUCCCCGGGCAGCCGUGUGGGAGAGGCCGCCCAGCCCCAGCAGCAGCAGCCGGCGGUGCAGGAGAACGGAAAUGCCCAGAGACCAGGCCGGGAGUAUAGCAUUCCCUCACCUUUGCAAAGACUAAUGGCUGAGAUGGUGGAUUUUUUCAUCUUGUUUUUCAUCAAAGCGACCAUUAUCAUCAGUAUUAUGCACUUCAGUGGUAUCAAAGAUGUCUCCAAGUUUGCCAUGCAUUUUAUAGUGGAAGAAAUCGAUGAAGACACAUCAAUGGAGGAGCUUCAGAAAAUGAUGCUGGUUGCCCUCGUGUACCGGAUGUUAGUGUGUUUUUAUGAGAUUGUGUGCAUUUGGGGAGCAGGAGGAGCCACCCCAGGGAAGUUUCUCAUCGGACUCAGAGUCGUUACAUGUGACUCAUCAGUUCUGGUUCAGCCCAACAGGGUCCUCGUGGUGCCUGCAACUAACGUCUCUCUGUCGGCAUCAACGGUGCGAGCCUUGAACAAGAACUUCUCGAUUGCCUUCUUUUUCCCAGCCUUCAUCACGCUUCUCUUCUUCCAACACAACAGGACUGUGUACGAUAUGGUCGCUGGUACAAUUGUUGUCAAGCGGUCCAGGCUCAGAUGAUGCAGAAGUAGACAGGAGAGGUUUCCACAUUGACUCUGAACAGAACUCAGACCCUUCUACGUCUAGAAGAGUGAAAUGCAUCAAUAGGAACUGUUUCAGGGUUUUGUUUUGUUUUUCUGACACCCACUGUAUUCAUGUAAGUCUACAUGCUGCUUUGAGGAUCUGUUCCUUUGCCAAAUGUCUGCUUUGAACACAGGAAGAACGAUGGAAAAUGCCCCUUUUUUAAUGAACAAAGCUUGGCCUUGUUUCUCAUUAUUCAAAACAUUCAGAAUGAAUGUGGAGUAUCACAUGGUAUUGAAAUGGCUGAAUUUGCAUUUGAGAUUUUACCCAUGGUAUCUCUUUGUACUGCACGUGUUUUCCAAAAAUGUUGGGUCUCUGUGUCAAAUGUCAAUGACAGAAUGCAAUUAUUGACAAAACAUUUAAACCCUGUAUUUAAUCAGAAAUGUUCCAUUUAAUGGAUGUGUAAAACUUUUUUUUUUAUGAAAUGGAAGAGUUUGGGAGCUAAUAUGACCAGUCGUACUUGAGAACGGAUCUUACAAUUUUUUUUUUGUAACUCUAAAUCUACAUAGAUUGACUACAAUAAUGAAAGAUUUACAGGUUAACAAGUAAAAUUAUAUUAAUGAUUUAACUGCAAGGUGUUUUAUUUAAUUAGAAUUUCAUAAUGUGCCAAAUGUCUUCUCUAAAAUGAGCAAAAGACAUCUCAUGUUGCAUCUCAGCAUAUGCUGAUCUUAAACGUGUUCAUUAAUCUUAGAUACGUUAACAGAUUUUUACAUCACACAUACAAAUUGCACAAGAUUCAAAAAUUUUAAAUACACUAAUUGACUAGCAUACUUUCCACAAAUAUUUGUUUUUUCCCCUCUGUCCAUAUUAAAAAGCUGGAAGUGUUUCGUUGGAUCUUUGCAUUGUAACUUUAGAUUUGCAAUGUGUUUCUGGCAGUGUUUUCCAAAAAAUAUUCCUGAGUUCAAACAUCUGUUUGUUACAGCUUCACAGUUUUCAAUCUUCCAUAGCUUUCUUAAAUUAUGAUAUGCACCAAAGAUGAUGAAAACCCUCUUUUUACAGCAUCAUUUUCAGAGAGUUUAUACUGGAAUUUUGUAACUAUCUGCCCCCAUGAUCCUUUAGAUUAUCCAACACCUCCUCAUCUCCUAUUUCCUUUGUACUCGUUUACCUGGUCAUGUUACUCACUUGUCACAAGCUUUCCUGGAUGCUCGACAUCACUAUAUGGUAACUGAUUUUUUUUCCUGCUCCUCUGAAAUCUGUUCUUGUCAUCAAAUUGAACAUAAUUAUGCAUUUUAAGGUAGCCCCGGUAUAAUUUAUAACUGAAUGUGGAAUUGAAAUGACCAGCUGGUCAUUGCUUUCUGUUUUUUUACCUUGGUACACAAUGUCUCAUCAGUUUUGGAAACCAAUUUUUAGUAUUUGUACCAGGACCCCUGAAAUGGUGUUGUUCAGUGGGAGUGAUGCACAAUACUGGGCUGAAAGGCUCUGGGUUAACAGCACAUUCAAAUGCAGUGAAUGAAAAUCCAAACCCUAUCAAUAUUGUUCUUUACUCAGACAGAAUGCACGUGUCUUGAUAAAUAAUUUUGUUACUGACAUGUUUUGCAUCGAAGGAAAUUAAAUGAAACCACC